This is a messenger RNA of Centrocercus urophasianus (Greater sage-grouse), 2352 nucleotides long. It is a transcript of the gene RUFY2, whose product is annotated as RUN and FYVE domain containing 2. The record is from RefSeq and is a predicted model, not a curated record. The transcript is spliced from 19 exons. Gene Ontology annotation, molecular function: metal ion binding. Bases 59 to 1909 code for a protein of 616 amino acids. Gene Ontology annotation, cellular component: cytoplasm. Lineage: Eukaryota; Metazoa; Chordata; Aves; Galliformes; Phasianidae.
AGGAGGCGCAGGGAGCGGCCGGGGCGGUGGCGGCGGCUCCUCCUCCUCCUUUCCAGCCAUGGCUGUAAAAGAUCCAACAGCUGUAGAAAGAGCAAAUUUACUGAACAUGGCUAAACUGAGUAUUAAAGGACUCAUUGAAUCAGCUUUGAGCUUUGGCCGUACUCUGGAUUCUGACUACCCUCCUCUGCAGCAGUUCUUUGUUGUCAUGGAGCACUGUCUGAAGCAUGGCCUUAAAGUAAGAAAAUCCUUUUUAAGUUACAAUAAAACUAUCUGGGGUCCUUUGGAACUUGUGGAGAAAUUAUAUCCAGAAGCUGAGGAAAUAGCAGCAAGUGUCAGAGAUUUGCCCGGCCUUAAAACACCACUGGGCCGUGCCCGGGCCUGGUUACGGUUGGCACUAAUGCAGAAGAAAAUGGCUGACUAUCUUCGCUGUUUAAUCAUUCAGAGAGAGCUUCUCAGUGAAUUUUAUGAGUAUCAUGCGCUGAUGAUGGAAGAAGAAGGAGCAGUUAUUGUUGGACUGCUGGUUGGGCUAAAUGUAAUAGAUGCUAACCUCUGCGUAAAGGGUGAAGACCUGGAUUCACAAGUUGGUGUGAUCGAUUUCUCUAUGUAUUUAAAGAGUGACGAUGACAUUGGAGGAAAGGAAAGAAAUGAACAGAUUGCUGCAAUUUUGGACCAAAAGAAUUAUGUUGAAGAACUAAACAGACAACUGAAUAGCACAGUUAGCAGCCUACAUGCAAGAGUUGAUUCGUUAGAGAAGUCAAACACUAAACUGAUUGAAGAGUUAGCAAUAGCCAAAAACAAUAUAAUUAAACUUCAGGAAGAAAAUCAUCAAUUAAGAAGUGAAAAUACUCUGAUCUUAAUGAAAACACAGCAUCAUCUAGAGGUAACUAAAGUGGACGUUGAAGCAGAACUUCAGACAUACAAACACUCCAGGCAGGGGUUAGAUGAGAUGUACAAUGAAGCACGGAGGCAGCUUCGAGAGGAGUCACAGCUCCGCCAGGAUAUGGAGAAUGAGCUGGUAGUUCAAGUUAGCAUGAAGCAUGAGAUAGAGCUUGCUAUGAAGUUACUGGAGAAGGACAUCCACGAGAAGCAGGACACGCUCAUAGGCCUUCGGCAGCAGCUUGAUGAAGUUAAAGCAAUUAACAUGGAAAUGUACCAAAAGCUGCAGGUUUCUGAAGAUGCUAUGAAAGAAAAGAAUGAAAUAAUUGGUCGAUUAGAGGAUAAGACCAAUCAAAUUAAUGCUGCUAUGAAACAACUAGAACAAAGAUUGCAGCAAGCAGAGAAGGCUCAAUUGGAAGCUGAGAAUGAGGAUGAGAAACUUAAACAGGAAUAUGUGAAUAAGUCUGAAAGUCUGCAGAAAGAAUUCUCCCAGAAGGAGAAACAGCUGCUCCAACUUGAAACAGAUUUGAAGAUAGAAAAGGAGUGGCGGCAAACUCUGGAGGAUGACCUUCAAAAGGAAAAAGAAACUGUAUCUCAUCUGCGAAUAGAGACUCAAGAAAUAAUUAACCUUAAAAAAGAGUUCAUUAAACUUCAGGAAAAGAACAGGCAACUGAAAAGGAUAUGUCAGGACCAAGAAGCUGCUCUCCAAGAACUGGCAUCCAAGCUGAGCGAAUCCAAGCUGAAAAUAGAAGAUAUAAAAGAAGCGAACAAAGCAUUGCAGGGGCAGGUUUGGUUGAAGGACAAAGAGGCUACACAUUGCAAGUUAUGUGAAAAGGAAUUCUCACUUUCCAAAAGGAAGCACCAUUGUAGAAACUGUGGUGAGAUCUUCUGUAAUGCUUGUUCCGACAAUGAACUGCCUCUGCCUUCCUCACCAAAGCCUGUUCGUGUCUGUGAUUCCUGUCAUGCAAUCCUUAUACAGAGAGAGCUUUUGAGUUCUGCUAGGUCUGACACAUCCCACCACUGUUCAUGUUGAUGUUCCAUGGUAACUUCUGCUGGAAUGUACAUCUCAGUUCUUCUAGUAGCCAAAUAAAAAUACAGCCUUUGAUGGGUUGUAUGUAGCAGCAGCCCUCGCUGUCGUGUCACUGCUCUAGAAUCAACCUGCCCUCUGCCCUUCAGCCCUUCAUGUGAAUGGGUCCAGCCAUGGAAUUUCCACUCUGGUCAGUACUGGUGAGCAGUUAGCAGUAAUCAGCUGUAGUUCAUUUAUGGGCCUGGAAUUCCUACUGACAGGAGCACGGCAGCUUGGAAACAGGUCUUUCUUUUAGUCAUUCUUGCACUUUGUUUAGCUUAGCUGUGUCUUUUGAGGAUUGGUAUUUAGCUAAUAUUCCAAGAGCUAACUAACUGUUCUUUUUGACACGUCAGUGUAGUUGCUUAUGUAGCCUUUGUAAAAAAAAUAAAAAUAAAAAGUUUUUAAAAUUA